Messenger RNA from Tricharina praecox, 1412 nucleotides. RefSeq lists its product as uncharacterized. The transcript has 2 exons. NCBI's taxonomy places the organism in Eukaryota, Fungi, Ascomycota, Pezizomycetes, Pezizales, Pyronemataceae. The coding region runs from base 118 to 1236 and encodes 372 amino acids. The record is from RefSeq and is a predicted model, not a curated record.
CUAAUACCUCCGACAAACGUACUGUCAGAAAAAACCACCUGCUCGUCAUCCCCCUCGCCCCACGACUAAUUAACGAGACCCCGCCCUCCACUUGUCACCUAUCCGCCUACAGCUACAAUGGCAGCCCGAUCGAGAGAAAAGCGUUCCGCGUCGGCCUCCAGAAUGUCUACAGCCGUCGGCACGACCAACAAAGCGAAACUUCGAUCGAAGGCAGCCCAAGCUUCACUUGACGUUCGGUCGGUGGAAAUCAGGGAAAUUCUCCAACGCUACCUUACUGAUAUGAAGAAAGACCAUGUAUGCCUGGUCAAGAACGUUCUAGCUGAAGCCCGGGCAGAUCUUGACUCUAGAUCUGUGUAUGGGAGUGAUGGAAAGGGCGGUCACCCAAAUAUCAUAUACGAUGACGUGUCACCGUUCAGUGAGAUGAAGAGCAUACAAAAACCGCUGCGCGAUACCGAUAUUUCAAAAAAGGACGGACUCUCAUUCAAAAUCAGACACUUCACGAAGCCUGGCCACGCAUCAACUGUGAAUGAAAUAUUUGUGCCAACUGUCCCGUGCAAGGUGACUCCAGGGACUCCGUUACCUCGAAAGUGCCGGGCCUACACAACCCUACGGAGCAACAUCAUCGCAGACAAUCAAGAGGAAAUGCGUUACCUGCCAUACUUCGGGGAGGAUGACAGCGAAAAGAAUCCUCUGACCGACUUGCAUCUCGGCGAGCUUUUUGUUGACAAGACCGCGAGCAAUCGGGAUGCUAUGGAUAUGGAAUAUGCUGCCAUUUUUGCCAGCUUUAUGGACGACUUUCUUGCAGAAGUCAAUGUGUCCGUUAACGCAAUGACACAUUACUUGAUUGGCGAUAUCCGGCAGCUUGAUGGGGACCCCGUAUUGCUCCAUGAGCGUCGUGAACAUGCACUUCCGGAUCAUUUCGAGCUUCAAGAUUCUAAGAUUCUGACUGCGCGGACAAGGUUGGUGCAACCCGUCAGCGCCGACGAGCUCAAAGUGGCAGAAGCAGUGUGUUAUGUGUUCAAGCAGACAACCAAUGUGUCAGCCUGGGAAGUUAUCAGGAAAGUCAGUCAGCCUGUGAAGAACAGUAUGUCUCCUACCAAGCACACCGCUAGUGGGACGAGCGCUUCGGCAAACGAGAAAUGCGAUCAGGAGGUAGCACUGCUCACCGGAGGCAAUCCAUGGCCGUAUAGCUUGGACAGCUACGCUCAUCUAUAUUGCUUGGUUUGUUUCAUGUGAGUAUUCCCGAAAAUUACCAGAAGCUGUUCCGCUGACUUGACCACCAGGCAUGAGUGUCCAUUACAUAGUGAGCACCACCUUUCCAAUUAUUUAGUCCUGAAUACGGGCUUAAAUUUCCACACCAAAUCCAACCUGAUUCCACAAUCUACCUUUGCUCGCAUCUCUUGACAUCCUCU